Messenger RNA from Brugia pahangi, 1281 nucleotides. The record is from the annotation of a GenBank genome assembly. Lineage: Eukaryota; Metazoa; Nematoda; Chromadorea; Rhabditida; Onchocercidae.
AUGAAAUGGUUUGAAGGCAGAAUAAGUGAAGCAAUUGCCACAAGCCGUGAACAAAAGGCGCUCUUCAUCGUUAAUAUUCAGCAACCGCCAGAGAAUAAAGAUGAACAAAGUAUGCGAAUGGCACAGCUUUGGGAUAGUAUUGAUAACAAUAUUUGCCAACCAGCUUUGGUUGGCAUACGUAUUUUUCAAGGAACCGAAGCGGCAAAGCAGUUUGCUCAAAUAUAUCCCGUAUUUGUUGUACCAGCAUCAUAUGUUAUUGACUUGAAAGGGAAGCCUUUAGAUACUUUGAACGAUGCUCAUCAAUCUUCAUCCUCUUCAUUAAAUGUAACUGGUAAUCCAGAUAAAGAAAAUACAGAAAGAAAAGAAUGUACUGCUGCUAGCAUGGAUGAAAAGAUAAUAAAAGCGCAUAAAUUACUUGAAAAGAAACGUGAAGAAGACGCAAUUAUGAAAAGAAAGGAAGAGAAUGAAAAAGAGGUCGAAAGAAGAAAUUUGAGUAAAUCAAUAGCAGAAUCCAAAGCAUCACGUGAGGAACGCGAGAGACGAGACAUAAUGGAGCAGAGGAGCCGCGAAAAACGUGAACAAGAAGCUUACCUGGAGAAAAUUCGUCAGCAGAUUAAGGCAGACAAAGAAGAACGGAUGAAUGGAACAUUAGGUAAAGUUAAGGACCAAGAGCAUAAAACAAAGUCUGCAGAUCAUGAGAUUAAUAUGCAGUCUUCAGUUUCAGACAGUACUGGAUGCCGCAUUCAGUGCAAAUUUUCCGAUGGCUCUACUUUGGUACAUCAGUUUGCUUCCACAGACAUCUUUUCCCAGCUUGUAGAAAUAAUCAAGAAGGAUGGACGUGAAGGUGAUGAUUUUUAUAUAGUGCAAAUGUAUCCAAGGCGAGAGUUUCCUGAUAUCACAAAAACAUUUGCUGAACUGGGUUUAACGCCAUCCGCAACUGUUCUCGUACUUUCUAAACGUAAGCGAGCAGUGGCUGCAUAUGGUGGUUCCAGGUGGAUCGGAUUACUUCAUUAUGCUAUUGCUGCUCCAUUUCAAGCUUUAUAUCGUAUUCUACUUUAUAUAGUUGGUUAUAAAGGUCCUACUUCGUCACUGGACAGUACAACUGAACCCAGCAAUCCUAUCACUGUACCGAGCAAAGUUCACAAAGCGAAACAAAGUGAUGAACAUCGCCGAGAUCACGUUAGACAUGGAGGUAACUUUCGGAGAUUUCGUAACGACGAGGAUUCUUCACAAUCAGAUGAUGAAGCCAGGUGGAAUGGUAAUUCAACUCAACAACUUUGA